Paramisgurnus dabryanus is the source of this 2078-nucleotide messenger RNA. It is a transcript of the gene dnaaf2, whose product is annotated as dynein axonemal assembly factor 2. Gene Ontology annotation, biological process: axonemal dynein complex assembly; cilium-dependent cell motility; epithelial cilium movement involved in extracellular fluid movement. Gene Ontology annotation, cellular component: cytoplasm. Lineage: Eukaryota; Metazoa; Chordata; Actinopteri; Cypriniformes; Cobitidae. The record is from RefSeq and is a predicted model, not a curated record.
CGGAACAGGAUCCAUUAGGUACAGUUUAUAAACGAACAACGUUUGAAUAUAUAGUGUAAAUAACAGCAUUACUUGGCAAUGGAAGCGCUGAAUUUGACACGUGAUGAAGUAAAUCGAUUAAGUGAAGCUCUUAAAGACGAAACUUUCCGUCAAUUACUCGGUGAUUAUGCCGCAGAGAUCUCGAACCUGGACAACAAGAGACAAUACGAGGAAGACAUAAAACAGCUCGAGGCAGACCGAGGCAUGCACGUGAAGUUUAUUCACCCUGAAGCUCAUCACGUGCUGAAGACGAGCAUCGCAGGCGGGAAAUGUUUCAUUAAUGUGUGCUCCGAUCCACUGAUCGAUAAACCUUCAUGUGAAGCCGCUCGAGACAGAGACGGUAAAGCGGGUCAAAACUGGACUUUACCCUUCAGCCUGACACCCGGCAGACCCGACAAAGACGCUAAAGGGACGGCGUGUGUCAUCUAUGACGUGGUUUUUCAUCCAGACGCUCUUCACAUGGCGGUAACAAAUGCAAGAUUUAUGAGGCUGAUCAACAGCACUGCUAUCAAAGGGAUUGAAGACUCUUUUCAAGUUAAAUUGGAAACAAGUAAAAUAAAGCUGCUGAAGAGCAAAUAUAAAGGUGUCCCACAUCCAGCUGUGAUCCGCAAGCCAAUACCUGGAUAUGUGAAACAGAUGCAGAGCCCAUGUGCGGAAGAUCUGUCGUUUCCAUAUCCAGAACCAGAUGUCCAAAGUCCUGCCUGUCCUGAUGAAACGAAAUCUUCAUUCUCCAUCCAGCACAUAGAACCACAUUACACCUUAAAAUACAGAUCAGUUAUUGAUUUACAGAAUUACAGGUACUCCCGAGAUUCGGUCACCGGUGUGCGACCCAAAGACAUCAUCAUCAUCAUCAAUUUACCUCUGCUCGCAUCUGCUCGUGAUGUUGAUGUUAAUGUGACAGAGAGACUCUUCAUCCUAAAGGCCCAGAAACCAUCAUAUAAACUGGAGCUUCUCCUCUCAUACCCUGUGGAUGAAGAUAAAGGAGAUGCGAAAUUCAACAAAACUACAAAGCAGCUGACAAUAACUCUUCCUGUUUUACCAGAGCAAAGCACCAAAUUACCUCAGAUAAAAUGUGAUGAUGAUGAUGAAGAAGAGAAGAGAGAGUCUGAGGGUAAAGCAGGACUGCUGGCUCACCAGGAUAAAGAAAAGCUAUGCGAGACACAACACACCGAUUUAAACUGUGAUAUUUUAACCCAGUCCACGAGUGACAGAUGUGGGCAGAUAAAUGUUGCCUUAGAAUCGCUGUGUUUAUCAAACAGUUGUGAUGUCGGUGAAACGGAAACACCUCUCAAAACUGAGGAAACGAAUUAUUUCCCUAACACAUGUGUCGCAGAAAUCAGUCUGGAUGAUCAAGAAAUUGAUUCUGAUAUGAACAUCAAUCCACACGAGAUGUUUGUCAGCGAAGAUUCUGUGAGAGCAGCUAAAGAGUUUGAGAGAAAACCAACAACGACAUUUCAGGCUACAGCAGAACUUAGACAAGAGCCACUGAUGUCCCAUGACACAGAAAGAAUACAUCAGCAAACCAGCAAUUCAAUGACACAAACACAACUGAAUCAGGACCCUAAAGAUGAAGAAGUGGAUUUGAAUUUAAUCGAACCGCUGUCACUAAAGCCACAGACCAGAAAAGAGCCCAACUUUGCACUAAAACAUGGGACUGACAUGAUUGCGGCCUUAACUGAGGAAAUCAUGGUCCAGUUAAAGGAACCUGAAGAUGCUGGAAAUAACUCAAGGUCUCGUCCUGCAGAUUCGGGAGAAGCCAAUUCUGAUGAAAAGGAAAUGAUUAUCUGUGACUACAAGACCUCUGCUGCCCUGUGUUUCCAAAACUCUCUCUGCUUUGAUUUGGACUGAUAGGGGUCAAAUUAAAUAAGCAUUUUACAUUUGGGAGUUCUUGUAGCCUUCAUUUAUUGAUCCCCAAUCGGUUCACUUACCACAGCCAUUUGUUCUUUGUAUACAUUGUUUAAAUGAAAAUAACGUAAAACUGUUAAAUAAAUGCAAUUAAAUGAGUUAUAGUGUUGGGUUUCCAUCUUAAUUUAGGAAUA